This is a messenger RNA of Triticum turgidum subsp. durum (durum wheat), 1164 nucleotides long. Lineage: Eukaryota; Viridiplantae; Streptophyta; Magnoliopsida; Poales; Poaceae. The record is from the annotation of a GenBank genome assembly.
AUGGCGUUCACCUGCAAGCGACCCGCCGCGUCCCUCGACGGCCACGCCAGCCAGCCGGGCGCGAUGUGCCGGAAGAGGAGGCGCGUCAUCGGGACCACCUAUGACUACGACCAGGAGUCGUGCCUCGGCAGAGGCAAGUUCGGCGCCGUCGUCAAGGCGCGGUGCCGCGCGACCGGCCAAGUCGUCGCCAUCAAGUCCCUCCACGACCCCGCCGACCCCCGCGAGGUGCUGCGGGAGGCCCGCUUCCUCGAGGCGUGCGGCGGCCACCCGCACAUCGUCGGCUUCCGCGGCGUCACGCUCGACUACGUAACCGACGAGCUCUGCCUCGUCAUGGACUACGUCGAGGGCAAGAGCCUCAAACUUCUCCUGAGCGAGAGGAGCGGCGGGCUCCCGGAGGCCACGGUGUGCACCUUCAUGUGGCAACUCCUCACGGCCGCCAAGAAGAUGCACCGGUGCCACGUCGUCCACCGCGACAUCAAUCCUGCUAACAUCCUCGUCGGAGGGGAAGAAGCCGGAAGAGGGUUCGUCAAGAUCUGCGACCUCGGCGUCGCCAUGUCCAUGUCGGAGGCGCCGCCGUACGAGGAGGAGGCUGGCAUGGGGGAGUACCGGGCGCCCGAGAUGCUGCUGGGAAAAGAGGACUACGACGCGCUCGUCGACACGUGGUCUCUCGGGUGCGUCAUGGCAGAGAUGCUCACUGGCGAGAGGAUUUUCCGAGCCGCCGAAUUCAUCUCUCUCUUCCAAAGGAUCUUCGAAGUGGUGGGCGUGCCAGACGACACGACGUGGCCGGGGUUCACGUCGCUGCCGCACGCCGCCCCGCCGCCGCUGGUGCCGGGGCAGCAGAGCACGCUGCGAGAUCUGUUCCCGGAGGAGGUGCUGUCCGCGGAGGGAUUCCAGGUCCUCAACGGCCUUCUUACAUGCAACCCCGACAAACGGCUGACGGCGACCGCCGCGCUGAAGCUCCCGUGGUUCGCCACCGCUGCUGCAAACGCCCGCCCUUCUGCUCCGACUGCUGCUGCUGCUGCUGCCAAGAUCGACACGAUGGCGCUGUCCAUAAAGGAGGAGGUGGUGGAGUUCGCUCCGUUGAUGCCUCCUAGAAAGAGAGUCACGGCCAAGAAGACGUUGAUCAGGAAGAAGGCGCCGCUGAUCGUUCCACCGGCCACAUGA